GCGUCGAAUGACCGCAUACUUCCAACAGAGGGACACACAAACAGCAUUAAACAAACCCUCACGGAGCUUUAAAUCAUCAUUUUGCCGUUCCACUUACACACAAGUAGACAAAAGAACAACCAUCAUGUCGAUGUCAGCGGCGCAGACGAGGACAACUCUUCAAGAGGUGAUGCAAUACGCGGAGGAGGGCAUCCACUACGAUGACGAUGGGGAGCUUGAACUAUUCACGGAGAGAGUGCCGAGUUACUUCGGUAUCAGAGUGAAUAUCCGUGCAAGCAUCGCUGCGAAUGGAAAGGAGUCUCUCAGAGCACGGAUGCUAUCGGCACGGUUCACUGAGGCGCAUGAUUUGCGUGUAGACAACAGUGUUGAUACCAGUGCAUACAGUUUGAGAAAAGUGGUUGGUUGGAUGUGCACAGAAGGGAUGUCUGAUGAAGGGGACGUAGAUAUGACAAAGCACCAGAAGGGUGGAACAUACAUGCCAGCCGAUUUCAAGCAGAUGCUCAUGACACAAACGAAGAAAUGGGGAAUGUUUGUUGAAGAUUGUAAGGACAAGAUGAAGAACGGUGCAACAGAAAUUUUAGUACUCUCGCGUUUGAAGGACAUACCGCAAGCUCCCCCGCAAGACUUCCAAGAUCUUCCUGUAAUUAUUGCAAACGGGGUGAAGUAUGUUUUACUCGACCAACUGGUGGAUUUCAUGACAAAGAAACAUGACGAUCGGAAUGUCAUACAUGAGGCAUUGCAUGAUGUGACAGAGCAAGCACUGGCGGGCAAGGACCACAUUAACUACAAGGUGCGGAGUGUGGAGGAGGAUGUCGUAUGUGGUACUCCAUUGUGGGAUGGAAUAUUCAUGGCGGCUUUGCAUCGCCUCAGCAUUGCGACUUCUGAGGUGGACAGAAAGAGGUCAAGGGAAGAAGGAUGGAAGUUGGUGGCCAGGGAAGCAAAUGUUGCACUUCAUGCAGCAGAUGAACACACUUCACCAGGGGAAGAAAUUGUGAGAACUGUCUCCAUCGUGCGUUCUCCAAUAAACACAAUGUCCAUGGAGGAGGUAGAAGAAGAAGAUGUGUUCAAUAAGUGGACAAUGACGGAACAACAACGGGAACAAGGGUUCGAAGACUCUUCUUUAUCGAUCGAUUUCGAAUAUGACAUUGAAGAAACAAGAGUGAGGAACAAUGAAAAAUAUGCGAGGUUGCCUAACUAUGAGGUCGAAGUGAGUGGCAGCGAUGUGAGCAGCGACGAGGAGGGUGAGGAAUAUGAUGCCUACUGGGAUUUGGAAGCAGGAGGAGGACAAGCGUCAAAAGGGUGGGCACAUGCGAUUCUUAGGUUGACACGUGUAUUCUCUAAUCCCCAUUUACUGUUGCGUGUCGUGCUAAAGGACGCAACACCUUAGAGCGCACUCCAGUAUGCAGCACUGACGC
Messenger RNA from Chara braunii, 1415 nucleotides. NCBI's taxonomy places the organism in Eukaryota, Viridiplantae, Streptophyta, Charophyceae, Charales, Characeae. The record is from the annotation of a GenBank genome assembly.